AUGUCAAGAUACCUAUUUUUCCUGUUUUUUUUUUUCUCAAUCUGUCCGUUUUUUUCGAAAAAAUAUUGGCAUCACUGGACCGGUGUUGAAUUUAGCCGGUGUCUCGUGGAGGCGACACUGAAGAAUCGUUCUCAGCCCUUAGCAUUGUAUUGCCACAACACAGAUGAAAACGAAAAGCUGAUACAGCGUCACUUCAAGCAUCCAAAUCUGAGGAUUUCUUUUAAGCCUUUAGAACCGGAAAACGUCGACUGGGGUAUGGUGCGACUGCAUUUGAAACCGUUGGACCGAUCCUGGAUUCCAUAAUGUGAUACUUUUCAUUAAUGAAAUUUACAAAUAUUAUAAUUACAAUAAAUGAUU
This is a messenger RNA of Drosophila albomicans, 357 nucleotides long. RefSeq lists its product as uncharacterized. The transcript has 2 exons. The record is from RefSeq and is a predicted model, not a curated record. The coding region runs from base 1 to 303 and encodes 100 amino acids. NCBI's taxonomy places the organism in Eukaryota, Metazoa, Arthropoda, Insecta, Diptera, Drosophilidae.